CUCAUUGGUCAAUAAUAUUCCUCUAGUAGUUCACAUCAGCUUCCAAAUCAUGCAGGCUGUAGCGGUGACGUGUGCCGCAGUGGUCGGAAGUGUCCACGCGUACUCUGAAUUUCGGUACAAGAUCCCGAACGGGUUCGAAGUCGAAGGCUUUUCAGCCGUCGGCCACGCCAACAAGGUUGGCGGCGGCGAUGCCUUGUCGUCGUUUGGGAACGACUUCAUCGACGCCGGCUACAAGUGGUCCAAGCUGUUGUGCGCCAUGGACUCUGACGGGGAUGGCGCGACGAACGGGGAAGAGCUGGGAGAUCCAUGCUGCAAGUGGAACGAGAUCGAAAGCGACUACCCGCUUCGAUCAUCCCAGCUGUCGUCUCCAGGGCACCCCGACGCAUUCUCCGAUGCGGAUUUAGCUGCCAUCCAAUGCCACCUCAGCAACGACGAGUUGUAACUUAAUAUACAUGCAUCGUACGGUAUCGCAGA
Molecule: messenger RNA, 474 nt
Organism: Aphanomyces astaci
Lineage: Eukaryota; Oomycota; Saprolegniomycetes; Saprolegniales; Verrucalvaceae
Exons: 1
Coding region: 50-442 (130 amino acids)
Source: RefSeq, a predicted model, not a curated record